GACUCCUCGUCGCCCCGGUCCUCGGGCGGUCCAACCCCCACGCACCCAGCGGCCGGCCGACCAAAAAACCAAGCUCCCGCCGCCGGGCCGUCCCUCCCUGCUUCUCCUAAAGCGGCAAAGCUCCAAACCCUCUCUACCGCCGCCUCGCCCAUGGCGGCCGCCCGCGCCAUCCUCCCGCUCCCCCACCUCCUCCUCCCCUCCCCCCGCAAGCCCUUCCUGCUCGCGCCCUUCCCCUCCCCUCGCCGCGCCGCGACCGCCGCCGCCGCGCCGUCGCCGCAGCAGCUCACCACCGCGUCCCCGCUGCGGCUGGGCGACGUGAUCGAGGCGCAGCAGUUCGACCGGGAGGCGCUUAACGAGAUCUUCGAGGUGGCGCGGGAGAUGGAGGCCGUGGAGCGGGGCUCCCACGGGGCCCCCAGCCGCGUCCUCGAUGGGUACCUCAUGGCCACGCUCUUCUACGAGCCCUCCACGCGCACGCGGCUCUCCUUCGAGGCCGCCAUGCGGAGGCUCGGCGGGGAGGUGCUCACCACCGAGAAUGCGCGCGAGUUCUCGUCCGCCGCCAAGGGCGAGACCCUCGAAGAUACUAUAAGGACCGUUGAGGGUUAUUCUGAUAUUAUUGUUCUGAGACAUUUUGAAAGUGGAGCUGCAAGGAGAGCAGCAGAUACCGCGGACAUUCCAGUUAUUAAUGCAGGUGAUGGGCCAGGGCAACAUCCAACUCAGGCUCUGUUGGAUGUGUAUACAAUAAAGAGAGAAAUCGGCACGCUAGAUGGAAUAAAACUUGGUUUGGUUGGUGACCUUGCUAAUGGGAGGACUGUUCGUUCUCUGGCCUAUUUGAUUGCUAAAUACCAGAACAUUAAAAUAUACUUUGUAUCUCCAGAUGUUGUAAAAAUGAAGGAUGACAUCAAGGAUUAUUUAAAUUCCCAAGGUGUUGAAUGGAAAGAAAGUUCAGAUUUGUUGGAGGUGGCAUCCAAGUGUGAUGUUAUUUAUCAAACACGCAUUCAAAAAGAAAGAUUCGGUGAGAGGAUCGAUCUUUACGAAGCUGCUCGCAGUAAGUACAUCGUGGACAAGAAGGUGUUAGAUGUGCUGCCAAAGCAUGCUGUCAUCAUGCAUCCCCUUCCAAGGCUCGACGAGAUCACAGUAGAUGUUGAUAGUGAUCCAAGAGCUGCAUACUUUAGGCAGGCUAAGAAUGGUCUCUACAUUAGGAUGGCAUUGCUCAAACUUCUACUUGUUGGGCAUUGACAGUUUUCCUAGUGCUUGAGUUGUGCUGUUUCGAGGUAUCUGAAAAUGCACUAUUAAUCAGUGGCUCGGAUACAAUUUCAACUUGUCAAUGCUGUGCAGGUAAUACAUGGCUAGAUCCUUGCAAGAAUGUAGUGUUGUUUUGCAUGCCUAAUGUCAAUGUACAAACGGUGCUCCAAACAAAGUUUUGCUGUUCUCAUCUGAUAAUGUGGAGCAUCAUUCGUGGACGGUUGAA
Messenger RNA from Phragmites australis (common reed), 1468 nucleotides. RefSeq names its product aspartate carbamoyltransferase, chloroplastic-like. Gene Ontology annotation, molecular function: aspartate carbamoyltransferase activity; amino acid binding. Bases 151 to 1236 code for a protein of 361 amino acids. Gene Ontology annotation, biological process: 'de novo' pyrimidine nucleobase biosynthetic process; amino acid metabolic process. The record is from RefSeq and is a predicted model, not a curated record. Lineage: Eukaryota; Viridiplantae; Streptophyta; Magnoliopsida; Poales; Poaceae. The transcript has 5 exons.